Messenger RNA from Scatophagus argus, 1220 nucleotides. It is a transcript of the gene prl2, whose product is annotated as prolactin 2. Gene Ontology annotation, cellular component: extracellular region. Gene Ontology annotation, biological process: positive regulation of receptor signaling pathway via JAK-STAT; response to nutrient levels. The transcript is spliced from 5 exons. Gene Ontology annotation, molecular function: hormone activity. NCBI's taxonomy places the organism in Eukaryota, Metazoa, Chordata, Actinopteri, Scatophagidae. The coding region runs from base 96 to 788 and encodes 230 amino acids. The record is from RefSeq and is a predicted model, not a curated record.
CAGAAAUUUUCAGUAAAGGUCCUUAAUAGGAAGCUGCAGGGGUCUCUCUUAGCAUUCCUCUGCUUGGAGACAGGAGCUACUCAACGUCCUGCAGAAUGCCUGGAAACAUCAGAUCAGUGCCUUCUGUGUGGGUGGUGCUGGUCUGUCUGUUGUUCUGCAGCAGACUGACUAGUGUGGGGGCAGCACCCAUCUGUGCCAAUGACCAAGCUGCAUGCAACAUCCUCUCCCUGGCCAACCUGUUUGACCGGGUCAUCCAACACUCAGCCAGGAUGCAUAGCAUUUCAAAUGACCUCCACUCUGAGUUUGAGCAGUACUUCCUGCCCAGUAAGAAUCAAAUUGGCCGGGUCAGUCGCAUCUGUCACACCUCCACCAUCCUCACCCCAAAUGGCAAAGAGAACGCUCAGAGAUUGGCGAGAGAGGAGCUGACGGAGGUUAUUCUCAAGCUCCUAGUGGCAUGGGGGGAUCCUCUGUGGCAUUUCCACCAAAGCAUGAUUCACCACCAGGACUUCAACAAUCUCAGCUCCAGUAAAGCUCUUCAGAUGAGUGACAUGGUGCACGAGUUACGUAAAGGAGUAGAGAAAGUGGCUGAAAAGAUGCAGAAGCUGGGGAUAAUAAGUAACUCUGUCACCAGCCUAGAUUCUCCUGAGGCCUCGGUAUCAUCCGACAGUGCUGAGUGGCGACUGAUGAAAGAGUAUGACCUCCUCUACUGCUUUCGUCGUGAUUCCAACAAGGUCCAGAACUACCUAAAGAUUCUGAAGUGUCGCAUUGUUCCAGAGCAUGGAUGCUAAAAGCCAGAAAACAAUGGAAGCUAUGUUUAACUUAUGGAAAUAUCAGCAUAUUGAGAGAAAAAGCCAUAGUUACAAACUACACAGAUAACACUGUAGUUUUUGUUGCAUUAUGGGAUUUUCACUGAUAAACAGAUAUGUUCACUCUUGUCAUGAAUGAAUUGCUACUGGAACCCAAAGAGUCUGCCCAUCCUGUACUUCAUGCCUGAUAUUAGUCUGUACAAACAUGAGUUGACUAUGAACAAGACAGAAUAAGUGCAAUACAUUCUACGACAAACUCCUCUGUAAACAUACAUCAUCCAAAUAUAGUAAUGCCAUAAAAACAUUUGUAAAACAUGGAUGCAAUGUUUUUCAUCAUUCCUAAAAGAUAUUUUGUGAAAAGUGACACUGUGUAAACACUGCUGUUGCAAGAAACGACACCUUUCAACCUCAAGU